Molecule: messenger RNA, 798 nt
Organism: Drepanopeziza brunnea f. sp. 'multigermtubi' MB_m1
Lineage: Eukaryota; Fungi; Ascomycota; Leotiomycetes; Helotiales; Drepanopezizaceae
Source: RefSeq, a predicted model, not a curated record
AUGUCGCAACCACCGGCCUACUCGGCCCAACCCCCUUCCUCGGACAGUCACGUCCCUAGCAGCCUACCGCCGUAUUCACGCCGACCUCCUCCUGGCAUGCCACCAGUUCAGCAACCUCAUCCUGAGGUUAUUGAAAAUGGCAGCCAGCCGUUCGUGCAUCCCCCGUGGUCACAGAUCGCUCCUCACUAUUUCCAGAUCCCCCAGCCCAACACCACUACCGAAACUCGAUUUUCGCCUCCACAGCAUUUCUCCCAGCCAGAAAGGCAGUUACCGAUGCCUCGGAAUGCCACAGUACCCCAGCCGCAGCAGCAGUAUGCUGUAGAUCCAAAUCAGCAACCUUAUUUCCCUCCUGUCUAUCAUCACCAUCCCCAAGAGCGUAUGCAGCAAAAUCAGAUACCACCUCCCACUCCCUACCCCUACUAUUCCUUCACGCCUCCACCUCCACCUCUUCAGCCCAUGUAUAUGCCCUACCAGCCCCAACCACAAUACCAAUACCUGCCCCAGCUACAAUUCCAACAAUACCAACCCAAAAUUCCUCCAGCACAAGCGCAGCCCCAAGCCAACCUCCCUAUCGAACUCACCACUCACGGCGGCAACAUGCAGUACUUCCGUCCUGACCAGAUACCUCCGCACCCAGAGGGAGCUCCCGGCUCAAGUAGGCCGCCGAAUGCCCCGAUCCCGCUCAAUGGGCCGCCGAGGACUGUAGAGGUGGUGUUACCGGGGGAGACGGAGGAGAGCACGGUGAUUUUGCCGGGCGUCAUGCCGGAUGGGACGAUUGGCCCGUAUUAUAGGAGUUAG